This is a messenger RNA of Psylliodes chrysocephalus, 567 nucleotides long. The record is from the annotation of a GenBank genome assembly. Lineage: Eukaryota; Metazoa; Arthropoda; Insecta; Coleoptera; Chrysomelidae.
AUGCCACUGGGUUUCGUUAUUACAAUCGAAAUGACGAUGGAAAAUGCCAUUUUAAAAAGACAAGAUUUUCUAAAAACGCUAUCCGGAAAUGCUAUUAAUAUUCAUGUUGGCUUUAUAAGCUCCCGUUCAUUUUUGUCCAAUAAACUGGAUUCAGAAACGGAUUUACGGGAAAUCCCUAAAGACUCUAUCUACAUCAUUACAAGAGGUUAUAUUAAACCACGAAAGCAUAUUUUAUUGAGAAUAACCAUGAAAAGUCUAACCGGAAGCAAACAAGUCGUGGAGAUAUUAAGCAGGCAAGGUUACUGCAUCACCUAUCCAAGUAUACUGGAAUUGGAGACGUCUGCUGCAUACUCUUGUGCUUCUAAUAAUCAGUUAUGUCCUUCCGGUAUUCUACGAACUUCUCUAUUAUCAUCUGGAGUAGCGUGGGAUAAUUACGACAGAUUUGUGGAGACAAGCUCUGAGUCAGACGUCACUAACGAUCAAAGUGAAGAAGAGGGAGAUGAAGAUGAGACUGAUGCUGUUGAUGAAGAUGAUGAAGAUUUUUCCGAUGAAUCUGAUGAAGAUUAA